Molecule: messenger RNA, 1207 nt
Organism: Syzygium oleosum
Lineage: Eukaryota; Viridiplantae; Streptophyta; Magnoliopsida; Myrtales; Myrtaceae
Exons: 4
Coding region: 653-1072 (139 amino acids)
Biological process (GO): mitotic cell cycle checkpoint signaling; response to ionizing radiation; double-strand break repair via homologous recombination
Cellular component (GO): SOSS complex
Molecular function (GO): DNA binding
Source: RefSeq, a predicted model, not a curated record
ACAAGAACCAUUUGUUCUUCUUGCUCCCAAGCCCACCCGAAACCCUACCUUCUUCUUCCAUCCCACAAGAGCUCCGGAUCUGCAACUGGCGAUCGUGUAGUGCGACGCGGAGGCAACUGGCGACGACGACCGGCGUCUUCGCCGCCGGCGCCUCCCUGAUUGCGGCCGGCAUCCACCUCUCCUACGCCAACGUCGCUUCUCAGCAAGCCCGCGCGAAAGCUCGCAGCGACUUCGUCAAGUCUCGCCUCCGGAAGCUCCUCGACGAUUGACCCUCCUGACCCGCUGCCCCCCGGCCCUACCCACAAGUGACGAUUUCUCUCUUCCGGAGGAGCGAGGCAGUUCGGAUCUGAAGAGAUCUGAGGAAAAUCACCAUCGGCUCCGACUCGGUUUCGCGAUCAAGAUUCUGAGGGGAAAGCGAUCGUUGGCUUCAUUCAUUUGCGGAGAUUUCGGCGAUUCCGGCGAAAACUAGUGUCUCCGGCCCCACUACGCCGCCUUCCACAACCUCAACGCCGGCGUCGGCUUCCAGGCCCUGCUCCUGCCCGUCUCCUUCGCUUUUCUUUGCUGGUACCAUGUAUGAUUGAAAGAGGAAAACUAAUAAUUUGGCAACUAAUUGUCUCUCUGCCACUAGUAAUCUGCAUUGAGCACAGGUUACAUGGAUAUGCUCUCCAUCAAAGAUAUAGUACCUGCUGCACUAAACAACAUAAUCACACAAUUCAUUCUUUUGGACAAAGGUAAGGUAGCCAUGGAAGGCCAGAGCAAGACAUGCUUGGCACUUGUAGCUGAUGAGACCGCGGCUGUACAUUUCCAGUUCUGGGGUGAGGAGUGUGACCUGUUCAAGCCUGGGGAUAGUAUCCGUUUGACCAACGGGAUUUUCUCUUACAACAGGAACCAUCUUCUGUUGAGAGCAGGGAAGAGAGGGAGUAUCGAGAAGGUGGGUGAAUUUACCAUGACUUAUGUCGAGACUCCCAACAUAAGCGAGAUACGGUGGGUUCCCGAUCCAAACAAUUCUAAAAAGUAUGCGCGGGAAGCUGUUAUAUCUCCUUACUCACGUAUUUUCCCUCCAUUGCUUUGAUGGUGAAUGUGGUUUGUUUGCUGCUAUUACCGAUUGCAAUAUAUAGACAAGCACGUGUAAGGUGUAGAGCCCUUUCGUUGACCGAAGCUUGCUUUUCGGCAAAGCACUCAAUAUAUGUGUCGAGAUUUUUGUUCC